ACACGGGGCGGAGGAGAGAAGCAAAGCAAGUGGGAGAGUGUGUUGAGGAAGCCGAGCGAAGCAAGGGGAGAAUUCGCAGAAAAUGGCAGCGGAGUGAUGCGAAUUGAUGAGAGCGACAGCGCGAAAGAGAUGAACGAAGAGAAAGGGAGCGAAUCCGAGGAAGGAGUAGCUGAAGAAGAACAAGAAGAAAGAAUGAGUGCUGAAGAUUUGGAUGGAAAUGAGGAGGAAAGGGAGAGUGAACAGAUAAUGGAAAGAGAAUCUGCAAAAGAAAGCAGUGACAGCAGCGAGAAAAUUUAUGAAGACUCCGAAGAAACGACCCAGAGUGAAGGAGACAAUUUGGAUGAAAACAACGCAAAGAAACCAGAAGAAGAAAAAGGAAAUGGAGAUGUAGAAAGAGAACAAAUUGACAAACAAGAAAAUUUUCAGUAUAGAGAAGUAUCAGAGGAUGAAUUUUACGAGUCGGUCAUUGAAUUCACAAAGAGAGCCACAGAGGGCGAGGAAACAGAUCAGGAAGGAAAACGCAAUGAGGAAAUUAGCGAAGUUGCGAACGAUGAAGAAAAAAUACCACUUGAAGUACGAACAGAGGCAGAAGCAAGUGAAGAAAAUGAAAAGAAAGAAGUUGAUGAUGGAAUUUUAGUGAAAAAAGAAGAGAAAGGAGAAAUAGAAUUAAGUGAAGAGAAAGAAACAGAGCUUGCAGUAGAUGAAGAAAAGAGUGAGAAAGAAGAUGAAGAAAGGUUACAGGAGAAAAGGAAUGAUAUGAAGACGGAGGAUGAAGUAAUUGAAGAAAAUAUGGAAGAGGUAAAUCUGGACGAAGAAUUUAAUAUAAUGCGUGGAAAAGAGGAGCUGGAAAAGGUAGACAGAGAAUACAACGGGAUGACUCAUGAGAAUCUUGAUGAAAAGAGAAGAGAGUAAAAUCUUAGAA
Messenger RNA from Penaeus vannamei (Pacific white shrimp), 922 nucleotides. The record is from RefSeq and is a predicted model, not a curated record. NCBI's taxonomy places the organism in Eukaryota, Metazoa, Arthropoda, Malacostraca, Decapoda, Penaeidae.